This is a messenger RNA of Xylaria bambusicola, 2446 nucleotides long. RefSeq lists its product as uncharacterized. The transcript is spliced from 3 exons. The record is from RefSeq and is a predicted model, not a curated record. NCBI's taxonomy places the organism in Eukaryota, Fungi, Ascomycota, Sordariomycetes, Xylariales, Xylariaceae. Gene Ontology annotation, cellular component: RNA polymerase II transcription regulator complex. Bases 609 to 2048 code for a protein of 479 amino acids. Gene Ontology annotation, biological process: positive regulation of transcription by RNA polymerase II. Gene Ontology annotation, molecular function: DNA-binding transcription factor activity; protein dimerization activity.
CAGUGCAGUACUUACCUUAACGCCUGUCUUGCCCUGUCGAGCCUGUCAAGCUCCUCGGGUUAUCCUGGUUCACGCUUCUCUGCACUAAUUCUCCUUUUCUGACACCACCCUCUUUGUGACAACGACUACCUAGCCAGCGUAUAUUCCCCUCCAAGUCACCAUCCAAGCCCUCCAGCUUUUCUCAGCCAUGUCUGUUUGAGUGGUGCUGGCGACAACGACCGCCAUAAUUCUCUCUUUUAUCGCUACCGUCCUCGUCUUCGACGUCCAGCCACAUUUCGCUGUAUAGCUGCCUCCCGAGCUUAUGCCCUUUGAUCCAGUUGCGCCUCGCUGCAAUUGGAUCUCGACUCUGAUGCUUUGCUUCGACCCACUGCUUCCCAUUCUUUCCUGGUCCUUGAUCGAGAAGCACCCAAUCCACCCAGAACUUACCGCGCGAGUCUUGCGCUGCAAUCCGCCCUCGAAGACUCGAUGGUCUUGACCGUGUUAGAUCCUAGAGAGCAGUGUUCUUAUCUCACACAUCAUAUACACCGUUCGCCAUUGAAGGCUAGUCCUCGUCUACGAUAGCCGCAAAGGAUCAAUAUACGCACGUCUGUCCAUACACCGUGCUCAUCAUGACGGUUGAUCAACGAUCAGCUACCCAGAAGCUCCCGGCCGGACUGGCUACUGUGCUAAAUGCUCCUGAGGAACAUCGCGACUCGGCAUACUAUUCAAGCACAGAUGCCUCUAGCAAGCACAACUCAGCUGCGUCGGGGAUUGGUAUCAAUAUUUACCAUGCCGUACAGGACAAGACGCCAUCUCCGACGACGACGACAACGACUAUCCCACAGCCACUCAUAUCUCCAUCAAGCAAUAUGAGUGUCGCUUCCAUGGUUUCGCCAACAUCACCAGGGAGUAUGCGCUUUGACCGGCCCUUGUCUCUAGAGUCGGGGGGUGUGUUGAGCGGAGCGCCGAGCUUAGGACCAGACUCGCGGAGAGAGAGCGUAGAUAGCAGGAUUAACCAGGGCUUUGGGGACUUGAGACUGGGUGGAUCGCCCUACGCCAGCGCAAACCAAUCCACAACGUCGAUUCACGCGAGUCUAGCGCAGCAACGGAACCCUCGCGCUGGACUGGAUCACUUGUCGGUGCAUCGAAUAUCCAAUGGCUACCAACCGAGUGUAGAACGAACGCCGGAUGGCCACCCCAAAGCGCGAACCGCCCCAGCUAUCACUGGUCCUGCUACCAGCAGUAUUGCCAGAGCCGCCGAACCUACGAAAGGAGAGGCCUGGGCUUUUCCAGAGGAUGAAGUUCAGCGGGUGCCUCCCGGCAUUGCGAGCGGUACUUUUCUCGACUCCAGGCGGAGCAGUGUUGCCGAAUCUAUUGCAAGUAGUCAGUUUACAGCUGACUCGCGAUUACCACCUGGCCAACGGCGAUUAGAAGAUGGGGUAGGACCCGAGUUUCAACGUCUAUCUAAUAACUCUACCGACUUCCAAACAGUUCACCAUCACUCUCUUCAACAUAAACAAUUAUCCGACCUUCAAAGCGAGGAAUCUAGUCCUCACAACGGCUCGCAACCGUACAGCAGGACACCUGAGCUCCGAGUGAGCCAUAAACUUGCCGAGCGAAAGAGACGUACAGAGAUGAAAGAGCUUUUUGAGCAACUCCGCGACCUGAUGCCGCAAGAGCGUGGCUCAAAGGCUUCCAAGUGGGAGAUCCUAUCAAAAGCCAUCACUGAACAUCAACGACAAGCCGACCAUAUCAAACAAUUGUCUACUCACUAUCAAAAUACUAUAGCUGAGGCGGAUAUGUUGCGCCGCGAAAUGGAAAGACUGCGUAUGGAGAACUCUCAACUACGCAACAGCGCGACCACAGGCCCGGGACCUGGAAAUCAGCCCACGCCCGCUCCACAACCUCCUUCGGAAUCUUACGCUCAAGACCCCUAUGGAAGGGGUCCCCGGCCGGAGUUGCCGCCAUUGCGAGCUCUGAACAAUAAUAUGCCGAACGGCCCAGAAUCUAUGACUGGCGUACAAUACGAGGGCCAACGACCGCCCAGUUUUCGACAAGACCGAUUCUAAGUAAUCUAUUAUGAGCACUCUACUAGAGGCAACGCUCUCUUUCAUCAUUAAUUUCAUUUGUUGUGAGGCUUGGUAGUCGAGGUACACAUUAGAAGCCACGCAAUGUAUAGGCGAUACCCGUUACGAAUGAAAGGCGUGGACCCUGAAUACCUAGCAAGCUGCCUUGUGCCUGGAGCAACCGGCUUUUUUAGGUAUGGCAGUUGGACAUGACAUGAGUGUUGGCGUGGGGCUCGCCGAGUGCUCCUCGGCGUUUAAUAAGGGGUUCUUUGAUUUGCCAGGCUCCCUAUUGGCCGACUAUUCCCUGGGUUGCUGGCGGUAGUCUAGGGACACUUCAUUUUAGGGCAGACUAAAAAGCGUAUACAGGAUGGGUCUGGGCGGUAGGUGGGCUUCGGGGGCGC